ACGCAUUUCUCCCUGAAAUCCUUGAUAAAGUAAGCGACCGCAUUCUCCAUACAGCCCAAACGAUUCCAGAUGGCGCUGUGAUUACCAGCACCCGCCCUGUUGCCGAAGCGUGGUCACACUGUGUUUGUUAUUGAGCAGACUGGUAAAUGAUACUCACUUCCAAUAUACAUUGCCUAUUGCAAGAACUGGCGUCGCGAGCCUAGCUUACCACUGACCAGCACGUGAUUCCUGGGUGACGAGGAAAUAUUGGAGGAAGAUUUUGUUUACGUUGAAGAACUGAAGUUUGUUUAUAUUCCGAAGAUUGGAGAUUAUUUUCACUGCCAGGCUUUGACUACUUCAGCAACAAAGUGGGAACACCCAGCAACAAAGUGGGAACACCCAGCAACAAAGUGGGAACACCCAGCAACAAAGUGGGAACACCCAGCAACAAUUGCAGCUGCUUAAGGCCGUCCCAUUCAAAAAAAAAAUUAACAAACAAACAAAAAUAUAUAUGAGCGCGUCUAGUGUUUAGCGUGGGCCAAUAACCAGCUUGCAACAUCAGUUAACGUAUUAAAUCAGCUGGAGAUGGAAUUAUAACUGCUAUCUGGCGUGGAUGCUCCGCUGCGUAGCAAAUGAAUGCGUUUAGCUCAUUAGACAAAAUUAGGCCACUUGGCGCUUGUGAAUGAGACGAGAGUGUUUGAAAAGUGUCUUGGACAUGCAUGGUUUGCUGAACCGGGAUUCUAACCCAGGUUUUCACGUUUUCAUCUCACGGUCUUCACGGGUUCAUCUAACGUGGAGUUUUCUGGAAACAUUUCGUUUUUCAGGAUCUAUGAUGUUGAUGAUAGUUGCAGCGUUGCUGCUGGCAACGCCCGCCUUGUGCGACUACCGCGUCCUGUACCAACAAAGGGAGCCAGAAGAAAUUGAAUUCGAACGCAGCUUCAAGGUCAAGCGACGAGAUUUCGAUACAGAAUGUCCACCAAGGGCUAUUUGUGGCGUCGCCUACGACUUCAACAGAACGGUGGGUGACAGGCGGUUGCCAGAACGGCGAGUCAUCAUACACUGUACUUGUCCGGGAAACGUUGAAUGUCCGAUCGUUCCCGAGCACAGAAUAUUCGCCAGCUUAAAAAGGAGGGAGUACUUGUGUCAACCUAGAGCAGCCUUCACAAACUGUGAUCUGAAUAACUCGACCGGUCCGGCAGCCAAACAGCUACUGGAGCGACACCUGGAAGACGUCCUUACCAGAUAUUUCAGGAUCAACUGCAUCUGCCCUCGUCACGAUAACCCCGUUUUCCCACAAGGUCCGAGGGAUCUGGAGCUGGCCACGUCUAUUAGACGAGUGUAUUAUAAUCAAGGCCUGCACACUACUUUCCAUGACCGUAGAUGCAUUCAGUAACGGAUGUAUCCACGGCAACAAGUUCCUGAAUAUAACAAGGCUCUACAGCAUUAUAUUAUAUCUCUAAGACAGUUUACUGCCAAUCAUUGCUGCUAUCAACGACGCAAAUGCCGUAGCGUCCAAAACAAACCUAAUUCAACCAUGAGAAAUGUAAACGCCUUGAAAGUUAUGUUGUAAGGCCAAACAUAUACCCGGAUUAUCCUGAAAAACCUGGUUCGGACUUUAUUAUUAUCGGGGGGAAAUUUAUACUGCCAGACUGUUGACAGUAUUCGCCUAUGUUUGAUGUUGGCUUAUAAGGAAUUAUUGGUUGUUUCAGCCAAGAGACGUUUAGAUGUGUAUGCUGUCUUUAGCCUGGUAGAAUAUUGUUGUUUUAUUUGGGUGUAGAUCUGAUUGGACAUACGAUUGAAAUUGAGAAUUAACAGAAUUUAGAUUUUCUAAUAUACAGAUAGGUAAAAAAUGACGACGAUGUUACAAUGGCAGGAAUGUUUCGUGCACUACGUUAUUUUGACUACAGUCUACACUACUAUUCAAAACUAAGGUUCCCUCGACUGGGACGUGGCAGUUCGAGAGAACGCUUUUUUUGACAAGUGGGGUUUGUGCGUGAGUUGCUGUGCUCAGCUGAUAUAUACUACUCCAAAUAAAUUAAAGAACAUUUUUGUACGUGACAUGACAUAUUAACUAUAGUCAAAUGGAAAAUCUCGAUGUGUCUUGUUAAUGGUAUAUGGAACUAACACUAGGACAGCAGUCCUGACUUAAAUGUUUGUCAGAGAAGCUUCCAGGGUUUCCAACCUCGAUUUUCUUUGAUUAUCCGUAAUUAUCCUUGAUUAUGUACAAGUAUAUUUCAAUUCUAUGACAAUCAAUGUCCCCCGUCAAAAGUCGGCUGGGUAACCUUGUGAAAGCGUUUGUUCGUCCUACUGAAGGUUUGAGUUCUACUGCCAGCAAGGUGUUAUGUGUGACUUCGAGAUCCAGGGCAUUUAUUACGACAGAAUGGAAAUAUACCCUGCAUAAUCGAAGAUGGCAUGCAGUUCAGAUAGUGUACUCAGGAUAUCUUGCGUCAGAUUAAAUACCAAGAUACAGUUGUCCUUUAUGACGGCUAAAAGUGUCUAUAGCCGGAGCGGUGGGGUAGCCUAAUGGUUAAAGCGUCUGCUCAUCACCCCGGGUUCGAUUCUUAAAAUGGGUAUAAUGUGUGAACCCCAUUUCUGGUGUUCCACGCUGUGAUAUUGCUGAGAGCGGCAUAAAAAUAUACUCACUCACUAAAACUAUAUAUAGUCGGAGUGGUGGGGUAGCUUAUUGGAUAAAGCGCCUGCUCGUCACACGGAAGACCGGAUUCGAUUCCCAACAUAGGUACUAUCUGUGGAGCCCAUUUCUGGAGUCCCCCGGAGUGACAGUGCUGGAAUAUUGCUAAAAGCGGCGUAAAACCUUCUCACUCACUCUAGUCGCAAUAGUAUCCCACGUUUAUGUCGCAAAGGAUUGUUAUGCUGUGUACUUGAACGUGCGUAAAUGGCAACGUAUUCUUUAUAAACAGCAAUAAACAAGAAAUACGUAUUACAUUACAAAACGUCUGAGAAAUUGAUAUUAAAGGGUAUUCUUGGCA
Haliotis rubra (blacklip abalone) is the source of this 2966-nucleotide messenger RNA. RefSeq lists its product as uncharacterized. The transcript is spliced from 7 exons. Bases 662 to 1372 code for a protein of 236 amino acids. Lineage: Eukaryota; Metazoa; Mollusca; Gastropoda; Lepetellida; Haliotidae. The record is from RefSeq and is a predicted model, not a curated record.